Molecule: messenger RNA, 1490 nt
Organism: Physella acuta
Lineage: Eukaryota; Metazoa; Mollusca; Gastropoda; Physidae
Product: neuronal acetylcholine receptor subunit alpha-9
Biological process (GO): monoatomic ion transmembrane transport
Cellular component (GO): membrane
Molecular function (GO): transmembrane signaling receptor activity; extracellular ligand-gated monoatomic ion channel activity
Source: RefSeq, a predicted model, not a curated record
ACAGCCAAUGAGAUGUUUAAACAUUGAUUAAAACUACUCGCUGAUAUUUAUCAACCUCUAAAUCUAUCUACUUUUCUAAAUCUAGAAACGUAUUCAGAUGUAUAUGCCGUUGCGUCAGCUCAAAUGCUGGACAAUCAAUGUCGGAUCUCUAUGGCUUUUUGUUCAAUAACUACACUCAAGAAAUUCGACCUGUGUGUGAAAGAAAUCUGGCCGUACAUAUCUAUGUAGAAUUGACUAUUCGACAAAUUAUUGAACUGGCUGCAAAUACACAGCGACUCACGGUAAACGCCUGGUUGAAGAUGACUUGGUUUAACUGUCACCUGACAUGGCAGCCGUCCAAGUACAGUAACAUCACCCACUUGGUUGUGCCAUUUAAAAAUGUCUGGGUUCCAGAUCUGACAAUGUAUGAUAGCGCAGGUGAAGGUGGCGCCAUUAACACUGGCUUUAAUGUGGUUGUAUCAAGGGACGGAAUUUGCCAAUACCACUACCCAACGGUGAUCACUUCUGUUUGUAAAAUAGAUGUCACCUUCUUCCCUUUUGAUAAACAGACGUGUCUCCUGACAUUUGGUUCCCUGUCCUACAACGCCCACCAAGUUUACAUCACCAGCAGCCUGUCCAGUGCCGACCUGAGCAACUUUGUCCCCAGCACGGAAUGGCGCCUGAUCAACUUCACGUCCUACGACACGACACGCUACUUUCACGGGGUACCGGAACCUUACCGGGAUGUCACCUUCAGUUUACUUGUCCGCAGGAAACCAUUUUUUUAUUUCACAAACUUGGUUAUACCCUGUUGUUUGAUCUCAUUUGUUGCAAUUUUAGGCUUUAUACUGCCAGCAGAAUCUGGUGAAAAAAUCUCGCUAGAGAUCACGGUCCUCCUGUCGCUCUCCGUGUUUCUGUUGAUGGUCGCUGAUCUGGUACCUCCGUCGUCGGAGCACUAUCCACUGCUGGGUCUAUAUUUUGUAUCGGUCAUGUGCUUGGUCACCCUGUCGACUCUGCUCAGUGUUAUGGUACUCAACGUGCAUCAUAAGGGCAACAAAAACCGACAAGUUCCGCGCUGGUUGCACUCCCUGGCCUUCACGUACCUGCGGAAACUUGACACGUUUGGAAUAUUGGAUGUGCCACACCAUAAGAAAAUCUCAGACAUCAACUCGGGUUCGUUCUUGGAUGCCUUACGUAAAAAAUUUACCAGUUUAACGACGUCGAGCUACACUGAAGAUGACUUAUGGGAUGAUAAUAGUGAUGAUGAUGAAGAUGACUUGAAGACGAAAUACUUGGCGCUUCUGAAGCCAGUGGCUGAUCUUCUCCAGAGGCAACUGGCCAUCAUGGAGGAGGAUUUCAUUCGACACGAGAAGAAGAGAAACCAAGAGAAGCUGUGCAUGGAGUGGAUGAGAGUUGCUCACAUCCUCGAUCGUUUUUUUCUAAUUGUGAUGACACUAUUGAUCACUUGUUGUACAGCUUAUUUUUUCAUUGUCAUCAUUGGUGGUUUGUAA